Copidosoma floridanum is the source of this 3183-nucleotide messenger RNA. RefSeq names its product juvenile hormone epoxide hydrolase 1-like. Lineage: Eukaryota; Metazoa; Arthropoda; Insecta; Hymenoptera; Encyrtidae. Gene Ontology annotation, molecular function: epoxide hydrolase activity. The record is from RefSeq and is a predicted model, not a curated record. Gene Ontology annotation, biological process: epoxide metabolic process.
CGCGACUUCGAGACUCUGUCCUGCUGCUCUUCUUCUUCUUCUCGCGUACGUGCUGCACCCAUACCGAUCUCAACCGAUUUUCCGUGGCGCGUCUCGUUUUCCAAGAUCAAAGUCAUAAAAAUUGGAGGAACGGAAUGGGGCUGCUGCUGAAAAUGAUGGCCCUUGGGAUAGCCGUCGUGGCGGGCACCGCGAUGUACUUCAAACCCACGGCACAGCUGCCACCGCAAUUGCAGGACGUUUACUGGGGACCAGGCGACGAACCCAGUCAGCCGGACGAGAGCGUGCGACCCUUCAAAAUCAGCUUUUCCAAGGAGAUGAUAGACGAUCUGCGGCAGCGUUUGAAAAACACUCGCAAACUGCAGCCGCCGUUGGAGGACGUGGGCUGGACGUACGGUACGAGCGGCGAGUAUGUGUCCACUGUCGUCGAGCAUUGGCUCAACAAGUACGACUUCAAGAAACGUGAAGCGCUUCUCAAUCGUCACCCCCAAUUUGUAACCAACGUCCAAGGUCUCGACGUGCACUUUAUCCACGCGAAGCCCCAGCCGGCAAGGGGCCGCAAAAUCGAGACGAUACCGCUGUUGUUGUUGCACGGGUGGCCGGGCUCGGUCGUCGAGUUCCAGAAGAUCAUCCCGAUGCUGACGACCGUUAGGUCGGACGAGGACUUUGUGUUCGAGGUCGUGGCGCCUUCCCUGCCCGGCUUUGGUUACUCGGACGCAGCUGCCAAGGCCGGCCUCGGCGCCGUCGAAAUGGCCCACCUACUCAAGAACCUCAUGCUCAGGCUCGGCUUCGAGCAGUUUUACGUCCAAGGCGGCGACUGGGGCGCCAUAUUAACAGCCAAUCUCGCCUCGAUGUAUCCCCAACACGUGCUGGGAAUGCACUCGAACAUGUGCGGGAGUCUGUCCCCGUGGACUUGGCUGAGGAUAGCGGCUUACGGGCUGGUGCCUUCGUUACUGCCGGAGGACGAGCGCCAGAUGAUGUACCCGCUGAGCAAGGUGUUGUCGCAGUGGCUGGAGGAGACCGGUUACCUACACGAGCAGGCCACCAAACCCGACACACUCGGGGUCGGAGUGAGCGACUCGCCGGCAGGUUUGGCUGCCUACAUCCUGGAAAAGUUCUCGACCGCGACCAAGUACGAAAACAAGUUCCGAGACGACGGUAACUUGCUCGAAAAAUUCACGAUGGACGAGCUACUGGACAACGUAAUGCUCUACUGGGCGCCGAACAAGGCCACGAGCUCGUUCCGCAUCUACGCCGAGACGUUCAACAAACACGGCUUCGGGUACAAAAUGGACAGCGUUCCGGUGACCGUGGCAUCGGCCUGCGCGCAAUUCCCCAACGAGAUAAUAUUCCAGUCGGCGACUUUCCUGCGCGACCGCUUCGCCAACCUGGUUCGCGUGACGAGGAUGCCGCGAGGCGGUCACUUUGCGGCCCUCGAGGAGCCCCAGCUGCUGGCCGAUGACAUUUGGGCGUCGGUUGGAAGAAAAAAAAAAAAAAAAAAAAAAAAAAAACAUAAAAUGCUCAAGGCAGCGGCUGUUUUUCUUCUGGCCGUGUUGGCUAUUGGCUGGCAUUUAAGAUAUCAAGGGUCAUCGGAGGUGCCGAAGCUGACGGAUGUGUACUGGGGCCCGGGCAAGCCGGUAACCGAUCCCAAAGACGUUAAACCAUUCAAAAUCGACGUUUCCAAAAAGGUGAUAGACGACCUGAACGAUCGGCUGGACAAGACGCGAUGGCCGGCCGAGCCUUUGGAAGGCGCAGCCUGGACGUACGGCAUCUCCUCGACAUACCUGAAAACCGUACUCAAGUACUGGAGACACGACUACGACUGGAGCAAGCGCCAGGCUCUGCUCAACAGGUACCCACAGUUCAUCACGAAGAUUCAAGGUCUCGACGUGCACUUUUACCACGUGAAGCCAACGCUGCCAAAGGAGCGCAAAGUGCGCGUACUGCCAAUGCUGCUCCUGCACGGGUGGCCGGGCUCGGUCGUCGAGUUCCAGAAGAUCAUCCCGAUGCUGACGACCGUUAGGUCGGACGAGGACUUUGUGUUCGAGGUCGUGGUGCCUUCCCUGCCCGGCUACGGUUUCUCAACGGCCGCCGCUAAGCCCGGCUUAGGCACGCCACAGAUGGCCGUGAUGUUUAAAAAUUUGAUGAAGAGACUGGGCUUCGAGAGGUUCUACCUGCAAGGCGGUGAUUGGGGCGCGGCCAUAGUCUCGCACAUCUCCGCCCUGUUUCCCGAAAGCGUCAUAGGGACGCACUCUAACUUGUGCAUCGUCAACAACUUCAAGGCCCACCUGUUGACCUUCGUCGGGGCCUACGUUCCCUCGUUGGUGGUCGAUAGCGAACACUACUCGAAGAUGUACCCCCUGUCCCACUACAUGAGCCGGAUCGUCGAGGAGUCCGGCUACUUCCAUCUGCAAGCCACCAAGCCAGAUACCGUUGGGGCAGCCUUGACGGACUCGCCGGCGGGAUUGGCGGCGUACAUCCUCGAAAAGUUCAGCACGUGGACGAACUCGGAUUACAGGUUCCGGGAGGACGGCGGCCUCCUCGAGAAGUUCACGCUCGACGACCUGAUAGACAAUCUCAUGAUCUACUGGAUCACGAGCUCCAUCGCGACCAGCCAGCGGCUCUACGCCGAGGACUUAGUCAAGCCCAAUCGGGACCUCGACCUCAACGCAUUUCCGAUCGACGUGCCGUACGGGUGCUCGGCCUUCCCGCACGAGCUGAUGUACCAGUCGGAGACGAUACUGCGCGACCGGUACCGCAACCUCGUCCAAUUCACCCACCCGGCCCGCGGCGGUCACUUUGCCGCCUUCGAGGAGCCGGAGCUAUUGGCCGACGACGUCUGGAGCUUCGUCCACAAGCUCGAGCAGCAGCUGGCCGGCAAGCAGCGCGCCCUGGACAAGGAACGGCUCGAGGCCGCUGGAAAGAGGACGUGAUCCUGGCUGAGACUCGGCCGCAAGAAACAGGAGGACGAGGGAGGAGGAGGUGCUUCCUCCUCGAGCUGUAACAGCGACGCGUUGUUGUACCUACACGCGCUAAUGACGAUGGUGUUGUUGUUGCUGGUGCUUGUAUUUUUUUAUGCGCCCGUACAAAUUUCUUCAUUGUUUUUACCAUUGGGCAUUACGUGUGACUAUUGUACAUUAUUUGCUGUCGUGCCGUGAGGUAUAAUAAAUAUGAAUAAUAAAUCUC